Molecule: messenger RNA, 348 nt
Organism: Lactuca saligna
Lineage: Eukaryota; Viridiplantae; Streptophyta; Magnoliopsida; Asterales; Asteraceae
Source: the annotation of a GenBank genome assembly
AUGUUUCUCAACCCAUGUCUCAUCUUAAUUUUGCCUAUUCGCCAAGAUGAUCCAUAUAUGGUCUCUGGGGAUGAUGAUGAUACUGACGAAGCUCUCGUAGGAUUCACCUAUAGUCCCUUCCAAAUUAGGAUUGAAAGUGAGGACGAGCCAUCUGCUACGAAAGAGCAACUAAAUUCCCUGCAUGAAAAGAUAUACCAAAUGCUUCUCGCUUCCAAGGCAUCAUCUUUUGAUGAUUAUUCUAAAGCAACAGUUGAGUCUCUAUUUAAACGCAUAAUGAAAGAGCAUGCGGCCAAUGCAGAAAAAAAAAGAAUAAUGUUGUUAAUGAUUCUACUGAAGUUUGCAAGCUGA